AUGUUAAAGCUCUUUAGUUUUUUGAAAUCGGACAAAUAUAAAAACUCAUUUAUUUCUGGUUCUGGUUUUGCACUUUGUUAUUUUGUUCCAUAUAAUUAAUCAUAACCUGAAUUUUGGAUCGAGAAAUUCAGAAUUCCAUGGGUUUAAGCUGAUUUUAAUACAUUUGAAAUUAGUUCUUAUGAAAAUUUUAUGGUAACUGGCGAUAAUGAAAAUGUUAAAUUUUGGAGUUUUGAAAAUUUUCUUUAGUUUUUGAAAUCGGACAAAUAUAAAAACUCAUUUAUUUCUGGUUCUGGUUUUGCACUUUGUUUUUUUGUUCCAUAUAAUUAAUCAUAACCUGAAUUUUGGAUCGAGAAAUUCAGAAUUCCGUGGGUUUAAGCUGAUUUUAAUACAUUUGAAAUUAGUUCUUAUGAAAAUUUUAUGGUAACUGGUGAUAAUGAAAAUGUUAAAUUUUGGAGUUUUGAAAAUUAGUUUGUUUGUCAAUAAAUUAUAGCUUAACAUGAAUCGAGUAUUCAGGCUUUAUCAAUUAAUCCAGAUGAAAAUUCUGUGAUUUCAAUUGCAUUAAAGGAUCAUUAUAUAAAUGUUAUGGCGAUAUCAGAUAAACAAAUAUGGUAUGUUAAAUAAGUUAUAUAAUCUCCUGAUGUAUUACAAAAAAUAUGUUUUAUCACUAAUUAAAUAUUUGUUGCUCAAUUAGGGUAAGGAUAUUAAGCAACAAAGGAUAUAUAAUUAUUUAAAAUAAAUACUGCUGAAAAAUUUUAUAUGUUUAACAAAAUUCCAAUAAAAGGAAAAGGAGAAAAUUGGUAUUUUAGUUUUUAAACAGUUUAUAAUCCUAUAAAAUAAAUUCUUAUUCUUCAAAAUGGUAAGUAAUUAAAUAUCAUUCGGUUUACUAACUUAAAUACUUAGUUUAAAUCAAAUUAAGGUUAUUUCGAAUGUAAUAUGGUUUUAAAACUACAACUAUUUAUGGAACAUUAAGUUAUGAUGGAGAGUUUCUAAUAACUUGGGAUGACAAAUCUAAUAGAAUUAAAAUAAGAAUAUAUAAUCAUGAAGAUGAAUAAGAAUAAUAUUAUAAAUAUUGAAAAUAUUGAUGUUUAAAAAUUAUAUUUUUUGAUUUAUUUCUUUCUUGAAUUUAAAGGAUGA
Molecule: messenger RNA, 1134 nt
Organism: Paramecium sonneborni
Lineage: Eukaryota; Ciliophora; Oligohymenophorea; Peniculida; Parameciidae
Source: the annotation of a GenBank genome assembly